AUGUUCGCCCGCACAGAAAUGUUUCCGUUAGCUGCUUCCGCUUACAGCGAUAAUCCGCAAAAGUGCCUUGACAAUCGUUUCGUUAAUGCUACGGUCAUACGCCAACUGAACGUGACUUGUGGUCCAUUUGAGAAAAGUGACAUAUGCUCUGGAUAUACGGCCGUAAUUCACGAGAACAAAGCGAUUGUUGUCAGCUACAGAGGAACAUCCACCUUCCUACAGCUCAUUGCGGAAGCGGACCUGAGUGUCUUGUAUGAAAAGAUCCAAUGGAAGGCCGGCGGAUACGUGUCAAAGUAUUUCUACGACGGCUUCAUGGGUUUGUGGAAGGCUGGCAUGGGAGAAGAUUUCAAAAAUCUGAGUGCUACAUACCCCGACUACGAAAUUUGGGUGACCGGUCACUCACUUGGAGCUGCGAUGGCAUCGUUGGCCUCCUCGUACAUUAUUACUCAUAAUGGAGUUCCAUCUUCAAGGGUAAAAUUGGUCACAUAUGGCCAAGCCACGAGUUGGUGA
Messenger RNA from Cooperia oncophora, 510 nucleotides. The record is from the annotation of a GenBank genome assembly. NCBI's taxonomy places the organism in Eukaryota, Metazoa, Nematoda, Chromadorea, Rhabditida, Trichostrongylidae.